Blastomyces dermatitidis ER-3 is the source of this 189-nucleotide messenger RNA. RefSeq lists its product as uncharacterized. Lineage: Eukaryota; Fungi; Ascomycota; Eurotiomycetes; Onygenales; Ajellomycetaceae. The record is from RefSeq and is a predicted model, not a curated record. Bases 1 to 189 code for a protein of 62 amino acids. The transcript has a single exon.
AUGCCUACUCUCAGUUUAAUGACCCGCGAUGAGGCUGUUCAUCGGCUCGCCAAAAGAAACAACUGGGCUGCCGAAAACGCCGGUGUCAUGUUGGUUUUCUGCAUUCUAUUCGUCAUCGCCGUUGGUCUGAUAAUUCUCGCCGUCUACCGAUGGAAUCUGCGGCGCAAGGCUGCACGUGGGGGUCAUUAA